AUGAAGGAUCGCAACACAAAGUCCCUCACCAACCAGUGGACCAGAAUCGGUAAGGACAUGGCGGCGCUGGAGGAUCUCGAAGAUGGCGCCGCAGCGGCCACUCCCACUCCAAAGAAAGGCACCGCUACGAAGCGCAAGUCGGCUGUCAAGCAAGAAGACGAGAAUGGGACUUCGGUCAAAAAGCGAGGUCGAAACGCAACUGUGAAGACAGAGCCCGAUUUGCCGGCUGUGAAGAAGGAGGACGAGGCUGACAGCAAUGACGAGUUUUGA
This is a messenger RNA of Cordyceps fumosorosea ARSEF 2679, 270 nucleotides long. RefSeq lists its product as hypothetical. Bases 1 to 270 code for a protein of 89 amino acids. The record is from RefSeq and is a predicted model, not a curated record. NCBI's taxonomy places the organism in Eukaryota, Fungi, Ascomycota, Sordariomycetes, Hypocreales, Cordycipitaceae. The transcript is spliced from 3 exons.